AUGUUGAAUACUGUUAAUCGUGUGAGCAUCACAACUGACAUGUGGACAUCCGUUCAAAAUAUCCAUUACAUGGUAGUUACAUGCCACUUUGUAGACUCGGAUUUUGAUAUUCACAAAUGCAUAUUGAGUUUUGUAGAUGUGCCUCCGCCAUAUUCUGGAGUUCAUAUGUAUGAUUGCUUAUUCAAGUGUUUAAAAGAUUGGAAUAUUGAGAUGAAGGUGGCUACUUUGACUGUGGACAAUGCUAAAACUAAUGAUAUGGUGGCUAGAAAGUUGAUGGAUAAUUUAAAUCUACAAAAAAACUUCCUCUUGAUGGAAAAUGGUCUAUCAGAAAUUCAAGAUAUAAUUCACAAUGUUCGUGAGAGUGUGAAACAUGUGGGUGCUUCUCCGGGGCGAUUACAUCUCUUUAGUGAGCUCACUAAACAAUUACAAUUGAAAAAAAAACAUCUUAUCUUGGAUGUCAGUACUCGGUGGAAUGCAACAUAUGCAAUGUUGUCUACGGCUUUGGAAUUUAAAGAAGUUUUUGAGAAUUAUGCCGGUCGAGAAAGUACAUACACCAAAUUACCAAGUGGUGAUGAUUGGAAAAAAUGUAAAGAUGUUUGCUCAUUCUUGUCACUUUUCGAUGAGGCUACCAAAAUAAUUUCAGGUUCUGAGUAUCCAACUUCUAAUUUAUUUCUCAUUGAGUUAUACGUUAUAAAGAAUGCAUUGGAUACUGUAGCUCUGGAGGAGAAUGAUUGCAUGCGAUCUAUGGCAUGUAAAAUGAAAGAAAAAUUUGACAAAUACUGGGGCUCUACUAAUCUGUUGAUUUCUCUGGGUGCUGUUAUGGAUCCAAGAUAUAAAAUGGAACUAAUUAAAUUAUCUUUCAAUACAAUUUAUUCUCUGGAGGAGGCUAAAGAAGAAGUACAAGUUGUUAAUGACAUUUUAGAGGAUUUGUUUAAUGAGAGGCACAUAAGGAAUCGAAUGUUGUUCGAACUGGUGGUGCAACUACUGGGAGUGGAAGCGAGAUCAGAGCUGUCAGAGUUAGCCACUUAUUUAGAGGAAGGAGUGUACAUUUGUGAGACAGGUGCAAGUUUUGAUGUUUUGGGAUGGUGGAAAGAGAAUAGACUUAAGUAUAGAAUUUUGUCUAAAAUGGCAGCUGAUAUCCUAUCUAUUCCAAUAACAACUGUUGCUUCUGAAUCGGCUUUCAACGCUGGUGGCAGGGUUGUUGAGCCACAUCGUUCUUGUUUAGGAACAGAGAUGGUUGAUAUGCUUGUUUGUGGAGCUGAUUGA
Messenger RNA from Helianthus annuus (common sunflower), 1266 nucleotides. Its product is annotated as zinc finger BED domain-containing protein RICESLEEPER 2-like. The transcript is spliced from 4 exons. NCBI's taxonomy places the organism in Eukaryota, Viridiplantae, Streptophyta, Magnoliopsida, Asterales, Asteraceae. Bases 1 to 1266 code for a protein of 421 amino acids. Gene Ontology annotation, molecular function: DNA binding; protein dimerization activity. The record is from RefSeq and is a predicted model, not a curated record.